Messenger RNA from Alternaria novae-zelandiae, 1893 nucleotides. RefSeq lists its product as uncharacterized. The transcript has 2 exons. The record is from RefSeq and is a predicted model, not a curated record. The coding region runs from base 1 to 1893 and encodes 630 amino acids. NCBI's taxonomy places the organism in Eukaryota, Fungi, Ascomycota, Dothideomycetes, Pleosporales, Pleosporaceae.
AUGGUUCGGCUAGCUCCACACGAGGAUCAAUGGACCGACGUUGUCUUGCUCGGUCAUUCCAUGGGUGGCUUGCUCGCUGCAGACAUCGCGCUAGUAUUUCGCCAUCGCAUCGUUGGCAUCAUAAAUUUCGAUGUUCCGUUCCUGGGCAUGCAUCCUGGAAUUAUUAAGGCUGGACUAGGCAGCAUCUUCAGUUCACCGCCAACGCCACAGGACGCAAUUGUGCAAGACGCCGACGUUGGAAAGAGGCCCAGUAGAAUGAGUACAAUCUUCAACCCAAAGCCUACGGAUCCCAAUUACAACCCGGCAUUCCCAAAUGAUGUGAAUCUGCCAAAUCGGAAGGGCUGGGAAAACAGCUUACACUGGCUUACCAAACACUACAAAGACGGUUUAAAAGAAGCCACUAAAGGUCUCGUCAAGUCUCAUUUCGAGUUUGGUGGCGCAAUGGCCGACUACAAGGAAUUGAAGAACAGAUACGCAAGGGUGCGCGCGCUUGAAGAAGACGACGAAAGCAAGAGAAGAUCUGGGUUUGGCCAAGGGCGCACAGUACCUCGCGUACGCUUUGUCAACUACUACACUGCAAGCACCGGGAGACCCAAGAAGCCGAAAUCUCCCAAGUCGCCUUCUCCAAAAUCACCAUCUCCAUCCCGCUCCUCCAAUCAGCAACUACAGCAUCAGGACAGCAACAUGAGUGCCUCGAGUGAGGCAUCGCGACAUAUACCUGCUCAAAUAGAGGAACAGGAGAGGUCGAGAAGUUCAUCGAUCACAUCGUCCGAGCCAGAGAUGACACACGUGCAUCCUGAACCGAUGGCAGAGUCUCCGCCGCUAUCCAUUAAAGUCCACGAGCAUCGAGAGGACGGUGUUGUGCCUGUCAGCCCUCAAGACCUCCUCUCGGCUACCAGCCCUACAGCACCUCAAACUUUCGAGGAACCAGCGCGCGAAGACAGCGGUCCUCCAAACUUACCAGAGAUCCCGCCUAUCCCGCAGGAGCCACCGUUCGUUGAUCUGAUGCAAUUCCCCGACAAGGCCCAGCGCAAAGCUGCAGAGAAAGAGCACGACCAGGCUCUUAAAGUAUAUCAGAAAGCUGUCAAGACACGCAACAAGACGAUCAACGAACGGACCAAGAUGGAAGAGAAAUGGGAAAAGGAAAAAGCGAAAGAGAAGAAGGAUCGAGAGAAGGAAGAGAAGAAGAGGCAAGAAGAGCGUGAGAAAGCCAGGAAAGAGCAGGAGAAGGAAGAGCAGAAGAAGGCCGAAGAGGCAAACAACAUGUCAGCAGAGGACAAGCAGAGGCAGAAAGAAAGAGAACAGCGACAAGCAGAGGCAGAGCAGAGAGAACAAGAAGCGCGACAAAGGCAACGAGAAGCAGACUUGCGCGACGGAAAGAUACCCGCAGAAGACAAAGCCUCACCAAAACGUGCUACCACCACUGACCUGGAAGAGGACAUUGGUGCCAUUGAACUGGGCGACUCCGAACCAGCCCACCACAACCCCCAACAUCCAUACGCCAACUACCAGUUCUCGCGCAGCGGCAUCAUGCGUCAAGACACACCAGACAACCGCGCCGACUCCUCCUACACCCUUUCCACAACGGACAGCCAGAAUAGCCAUCGAUCAAAGACUGAGUCUGAAGGAAGCGCGCCUGCCAAACCAAAGAAGCUCAAGAAAUUCUGCAUGCUACCGCCGAAAGACGCGGAUGGGAAUAAAGAUCCUACGUGGAUACGCGUCUUCAUGGAGAACAUGGACGAGGUGACGGCACAUACCUCGCUUUUCUUCAUCAACGAGACGUAUGAGAAGUUAGUGGGGGAUGUGGGGGCGAGGAUAGAAGACUGGGUUAGAGAAGCGGAUAGUGUGAGGUUGGUGCGCGAGAUGAGUGAGGUGGGAGAUGUGAAAUCAUGA